CACCCCUCCGGCAAUGGCAGCCCAGAAGGGAAGCCCAAAGAUGAUAGGAGACUGCAGUUUUCUGAGCCCGCCCAGAAGGGCUCAAUAAUUCAAGGAGAAGGUCACAUGAGCCCCCUUCACUGUCCCCAGCUUCCUUCACCCCCCUGGCGUCUGGUUACAGCCCCAGAUCAGGUUCUGACAUCCCAACUGGUAAAUAAUUAACCUUCCUUUGGUCCCGCAUCCCCACCCCAGCGGCAGCCCUUUGGAGGGCUCAGGGCUAGUGAGGACGCUGCUGGGCCCGAGGUCCCUCAGUGGCUGGUGUUGGACCUCUCGGGAGAGGCAUCAGGCACCCACCUUCCCUGCUCUUCUUCCUUCCUGGGGGUCUUGCCCUUCCACUUCAUGGCCCUUGAGAUGGAGCAGUUCUAUCGAUCUACGAUGGCCAUCUACAAGAGCAUCAUGGAACAGUUUAACCCCGCCCUGGAAAAUCUAGUCUACCUGGGGAACAACUACCUUCGUGCCUUCCACGCGCUGUCGGAAGCGGCCGAAGUCUACUUCAACGCCAUCCAGAAGAUUGGGGAGCAGGCCCUGCAGAGCUCCACCUCGCAGAUACUGGGCGAGAUCCUCGUGCAGAUGUCAGACACCCAGCGGCACCUGAACUCGGACCUGGAACUUGUGGUGCAGACUUUCCAUGGAGACCUCCUACAGCACAUGGAGAAGAACACCAAGUUGGACAUGCAGUUUAUCAAAGACAGCCGCCAACACUACGAGAUAGAGUAUCGACAUCGUGCUGCCAAUCUAGAAAAAUGUAUGUCGGAGCUAUGGCGGAUGGAGAGGAAGAGGGACAAGAACACCCGGGAGAUGAAGGAGAGUGUGAACAGGCUGCAUGCCCAGAUGCAGGCCUUCGUCUCUGAGAGCCAGAGAGCCGCCGAGCUGGAGGAGAAGAGGCGUUAUCGGUUCCUGGCCGAAAAGCACCUGCUGUUCUCCAACACCUUCCUGCAGUUCUUUGGCCGGGCCCGGGGCCUCCUCCAGAACCGAGUACUCUUGUGGAAGGAACAAUCUGAAGCCAGUCGAAAUCCAUCUCGUGCCCACUCCCCAGGCUUGCUGGGCUCUAGUCUUGGGUCUUCCUACCCUUCAGGCCGCCUGACCCCUACCCGCCUGGAGAUGCCCCAGAGGUCUCUGGGAGACUUCAGCUCCCCCCGGAGCCGGCAUAACUCCGGCUCCUACGGCCAGGAGCCCAGUGAGGGGAGACCCUUGUCCCAGCUGGAGUCGGAUCGUAUGUCCCUGCCCCGGAUGCCAUCUUCCACCUCCCUGUACCCCAGCAGCGCCCAGCGGUCCCGUUCUAACUCAUUUGGGGAGCGGCAAGGCGGCAGCAGGGUCCCCCAACGAGCUCGGGCACUGGUAUCCCAUUCGGAUAGCGCCAACCAUACUCUGCUGCCCUUCUCCGCUGGCGACGUCAUCCUGGUGCUGGUGCCUGAAGCCCAGAAUGGCUGGCUGUAUGGCAAGCUGGAGGGGUCGUCCGCGAGCGGCUGGUUCCCUGAGGCCUAUGUGAAGCCCUUGGAAGAUCUGCCCGUGAAUGAGCUGCCCUCCAGAACCUACCCGCUUCGGGGCACUCACAGCCUGGACAACCUCCUGGACCGCCCCGUGAACUCCUUAGCCUCCUCCGAGUACUGGGACAGCCGGCCCCACGUGCCCACCAGGACGACCAGCAGGGCGCCCAGCCGAGCCCCCACCCCGCCCCCGCUGCCCCCGGACAGCAGCCGCCGAAGCAGCAUGGGCAGCAUGGGGGUAGCCAGUGACGCCAAGAAGCUGCUGGCCUGGGAGCAGAACCCCCCGGAGCUCUUCCCCCGAGGCACCAACCCCUUUGCCACGGUGAAACUUCGCCCCACGGUCACCAACGACCGCUCGGCCCCCCUCAUCCGCUGAGGACGCCCUGUCUGGGGAGCCUCCCCCAACGUCCAGGCUCGGCCUGGCCCGGCCCGGCCCAGCGUGCGCCCCUCAUGGGCACCGGACACAAGGCCGAAGGGACGUUGGUUCUAGGACGGGAGCCGCCUGCCCUCUCUCCGGGCCCAGCCGGGGCGGACGUUCCGGAGCCAGGGGGGCUCUGCGCUCCCAGAAUGAGGGGGGACCCGGGGCCAGAGGGCAGACUCCCGGGCCCAGGCCCCCUCCUACCCCCUGUGGAGUGGAGGGUGGAAGCGGCUGCAAAUAAACGGGAUGGAUCAGACCGAG
Messenger RNA from Monodelphis domestica (gray short-tailed opossum), 2205 nucleotides. It is a transcript of the gene BAIAP2L2, whose product is annotated as BAR/IMD domain containing adaptor protein 2 like 2. The record is from RefSeq and is a predicted model, not a curated record. NCBI's taxonomy places the organism in Eukaryota, Metazoa, Chordata, Mammalia, Didelphimorphia, Didelphidae. Gene Ontology annotation, cellular component: cytosol; nucleoplasm. Gene Ontology annotation, molecular function: protein binding. Gene Ontology annotation, biological process: actin crosslink formation; plasma membrane organization; actin filament bundle assembly.